AUGACCACAAGUUCAUUUGGUAAACAUAACGAUGGAAUUAUUGCUGCUUUUGGUGAUUUUAACUCCGACGAGCUAACUGAUGUAUUUGUAAUUAAUGGUUCAAGUGUUAAUGUACUCUUAGCUCACGAUAAAGAACCAUUUUUGCGACCUUCGACUUUUGUUUGUACUUAUAGUAACUUUGUUAUAACAAGUAUAGUGCCAGGUGACUAUGACGGCGAUGCAUAUAUGGAUAUACUUUUCACCACUCAAAUUAAAAAUUCCACUUCUAAUUUACAUGAAGUAAGAAUUCUGUGGGGUGGGUCAACUGCUUUAAACUGUUCAGAUGGCAUUUUGAUCAAGGCUACUACAAUGGGUCAACCUUUAGUAUUAGAUUAUAAUCGUGAUAUGAUAUUAGAUCUGUUUGGUAUUAAUGCUCAGGAACAAAGAGUAUUUUGGAUAUUUGAUAAAUCUAGAACAUCUCCUAUUGAAAUAUUGAUGAGUGAUAGUUUGCAGUUUAAAGAAAUAAAACUUCCACAUUCUCAUUCAUUUUUAGAUGUAAAUGAUGAUAAUGCUGCCGAUUUAUUAGUCACUACUAAAUUGAAUGUAGAAGUGUGGUUAAGUGAAGAAAGAAGUGGAUUUAUAUUUAAUAACAGUAUUGAAUUACUUGUAGGACAACCUACUAUAUAUGGGCAAGCUUUAUUUACUGAUGUUGCUUUAUCUGGACAAUUCUUUUUGGUUAUACCUGUAUGCUAUGAUACAGAAUGUGUAAAUAGUACUAUUUUCAUAUUUGACAAUAAUCAAUGGCAUGACUUACAAGUUGACUUUAAUGAUGGUAAGGGAACUUUAUGGAGAUUCAGCCCUCCCAGAGAUGAAGUUUAUUUAGAUUCAAUAACAAUGAGAAGUGGAGACUACAAUAUGGAUGGUUACCCAGAUAUUCUAAUGACUCUUAGUCCAGUAAAUAGUAAUGAAACUGCUGUUUUUUUACUGCACAAUAUUCCUUGCAAUUUAGCAGGAUGUAAAUUUUCAAGAACUUUUCAAGUACAAUGGGAUAAGUUUGACUCAUUUGGAAAAAAUGUUGUAAUGGCUACGUUUUAUGACUUUUACAUGGAUGGCGUUCUUGAUAUAAUAUAUGUUAAGAAAAACAUUUCAACUCAGUCAUACACAAUGAAUGCAUUCAGAAAUGAGCUAGAAUAUGACACAAAUUUUAUUAAGGUAAUUGUUGUUACUGGUCUUAGCAACGCUAAAAUACCCAUAAUCAAUGGGACACUUUACAAUAGAAAGGUAACUUUUGGGACUAAUUUACCAGGCGCUAAAAUUGGCUAUAACACAUGGUCACAGGAAGGUACAUAUAGAACAGGAGUUUGUGCACAAUUGCCUCAGUCAGCAUAUUUUGCACUGCAACUUCCUUAUUCAAUAUUUGGCUUAGAUAGAACACCAAAUUUUGUUGAUACACUUAAUGUUGGUCUCUCUGGGUACUCCAAAAGUUGGACUCAAAUAAUACCAAACUCACAAAUAGUUGUAAUUCCAGCUCCUCCUGAUGAUCCAUCUCAGUGGAGAGCACAGUUAUUUGUAACACCUAGUAAGGUCAUCCUGAAAAGUGUCUUUGUAUUGACUGCUAUAAUUAUUAUAAUAACAGCAUGUGUUUUGUACUUGCAUUGGAAAGAAAGAAAUGAUAGACAAGAUAUUAUAGAAAUUGAUGAAAAAACUUAUGUUAAAAUUUAG
Messenger RNA from Parnassius apollo (apollo), 1701 nucleotides. Lineage: Eukaryota; Metazoa; Arthropoda; Insecta; Lepidoptera; Papilionidae. The record is from the annotation of a GenBank genome assembly.